This is a messenger RNA of Galleria mellonella (greater wax moth), 3240 nucleotides long. Its product is annotated as protein jim lovell. The transcript has 17 exons. The record is from RefSeq and is a predicted model, not a curated record. Gene Ontology annotation, molecular function: protein binding. Bases 977 to 2968 code for a protein of 663 amino acids. Gene Ontology annotation, cellular component: nucleus. NCBI's taxonomy places the organism in Eukaryota, Metazoa, Arthropoda, Insecta, Lepidoptera, Pyralidae. Gene Ontology annotation, biological process: regulation of transcription by RNA polymerase II.
AUAGGAAAGUCGUAAGUGGUCACGUCUCUAGGGUCGAGUCUUGCUUAGCAACCGAUGCUAUCCGGCCGAGUUAAAAGGUCAUACUGCAAUGGCAUUCGCGUAUCGCACCGAGCAGUUUUCCAAACAGGUCGGUUAGUGCAUAGAAAAUUCUGACAGCUCGAAACCGUCACAAGAAAUAAUGUCGUUUUUAUUACAUUUUUUGAUAAAUUAUUAUUCUACUUUCGAUACGGCGACGAUCCAAAGACCUUAUCGAUUUUCCUAUUUAGCGCGCGAUUGUAUUUUGUACUUUUUCGAAAGGUCCACGGCGGGGCGUCUAGGCGCUUUCGAAAAACAUAAAAAUUUUCACAGCGGGCGAACGUACGUGGAGCGCGGUGCCGUAAAUUGCUAAUAAUUCCGUUCAUUAGACAGUAAUACAGUACCCGAAUAUGGGUUAGCGGUAAGGAAUUGUGAGAUCUUGCGACCAUUGACUUCUGUGAUAUUUAAAUUGUUUGUUUGUGAGUGUUUUCUAUUUGUUUGUUUCGUAGUUGUGUUAAGUGCAUUCCGCUCGUGAAAGUGUACGAUAGAAUUGUGUUUUAGUGAAACGGAUGUCAUGGGAAUGUUUUUUUACUGGUUGGAAACAAAACGGCUAGCGCCUGGAUACUGGCAGUGGAGCCGCGAGUCCGCACGAGCUGAGCACACACAGUUGUAACAAUCGACCGUAAUCCAACCACCGAGAGUCUACAUUCCAAGAACCAGAGAGUACCUAAUAUUAUAAAGACAUUAUAGAAAAAUACACAUACAUACAUUGUUUCGACCAAAAUUUUCUACCAAAAUAUACAAAAUUGUAUAGUGAACCUGCCUUCAUACCAAAGCCUUCUAGAUUACUUAUUCGGGGUGAAUGACCCGUGUACAGUCAGACUUAGUUAUCGGGUGAUAGUACAGUUGGAGUCGUGAAGAGACGACUCACUUGAACACAUUGGAACUGCACAGCUGUUCAAUGAAAAUGAUGCCUCAACAGUAUUGCCUCAGGUGGAAGCACCAUCAUUCCAACGUGCAGAAUAUGUUCGCACAGCUUCUGGAGAAAGAGAGGUUCUGCGACGUGACCCUGUACUGCUCGCCGAGCUUCGCCACACAAGUGCCCAACAAAGACACUGUCGACCCGCAGAACAUAAGAGGGGUGUCCCUCAGGGCGCACAGAGUGGUGCUAGCGGCAUGUUCGGAGUUGCUCGGCGCGUUACUAGGCGCGCAUGAAGCUCAAGGCGAGCCUGUACUAGUGAUAGACGGAGCGGAGCCCAAACACCUGAAGGCACUGCUCGACUAUAUGUAUACCGGCGAGAUGAACGUCCAUCACUCUCAGCUGGCGAGCCUGCUGAAGACGGCCGAGGAGCUGAGGAUCAAAGGUCUGACGGACAUCCGGUGGAACAACAAGGAUGAACCGCCCGACUGUGAUACCGGCGUGGUGACAGCUGUGGCUACACAUGAAAAGAAAAGCACGGAGAAGGUAGAGAAGCAAUUGUCACCGAAGCACGCGGCGCCGAAGCAGUCGUCACCGAAGCAAACGUCGCCGAAGCACACACCGCCGAAGUCCGACUCGGUGGCGGAACUGCGCCCGUGCGUGGAGAAGGAAGAUAGUGAGAAAGAGACCAAGUCGGGGGAGAAGUUUAGUGUGAACGGUGGGCCACCGCCGUUAAUAAAGCUGCCCAUGAAGGAGAAAACGAGCCCCGUGAAACGAGAUCGCUCAGAUUCCGAGUCGCCGAGCCCGAAGCGACGUCGCGCGACAAGUGCCACGGAACACACCGACGACGACUCUGUGUCGCAUAAGUCUGAUCGAGAUCAAGAAUGGCAACACGGUAAUUUGGUGAGUAAGGACAUAUCUGCGGAGCGCGUUGUCGCGUGGGGCAUGGGAUCGGAACAAGCGGGCGAGUGGUCGCGCGACGGCUCCGACGACGAGUGGGCGGACGCACCCGCCGAUAUUGGUUCCUUCCUGCACACGCGGUUACGCGUCGACGGCGACAACAGCGCCGACGAAGAGUCUAACGAGAGUGGUGCGGCGGCGGCGCCCCCCUCCGCGCCGUCGUCUUCCUCCUCGGCGGCGGCCUCAGACCUCAAGCUGGACUUCAUCAUCAGCAAACCGACGAUAGGUCCCAAAUCUGGCCCGACGGACCCGCGGUUCACGGACGUGGUGAAGCUGAGCGACUACCUGCAGCACGGCCGCCGCCCGCAGUUCUGGGAGGAGAACUACGUCAAGAGGGUGAUGGAGGCGGUUCGUGUGAAAGAGCUGGAGAUGAAGCAAGCGGCGGAGAUCCUGGGCGUCAGCUACGGGACGCUGUACGGACGCUACAGGGACGUGUACGGGUGCAUCAAUAGGCCCUACCGCACGGCGCGCGACUUCUGGCAGGCGAAGGGUCCGGCGGAUGUACUGGACAAGCUGCAGCGCGGCGAGCUGUCGCUGGACGCGGCUGCGCUCGCGCUCGGCGUUAGCAUCAACAACCUCUCUGCCUACAUGUCCGAGUGCCCGCCCGUCGAGAAAGAAUUCGAGCCGAUUCCUAUAGAGAUCGACCCGUCUUUGAAGCUGCGCGCGCGCACGUACAACAACACUAAGGCGUCGAUGCGGAAUAAACAGCCCGCGCCCGCGCCCGCCUCCGCUACUGUACCCGCGCCCGCGGCCACAGACAAGCCCAAGAAAGUGCUAAUAGGCAGUCUAACGGACGAGGACCCGAUACCGGCGACGGUGAUCACGACGCACGAGGGGAAGAACGCGUUCGUAGCCAACACGAGUCCCGCCACCGCCACCGCUACAAGCGGCAAAUGGCCAUCGAUUCGCGUGGCGAGCCUGGACAGCUUAAGAGCUAGUGGCGGCGGCAGCACCGGCGGCAGCAGCACGGAGUCGUUGCCCGCGUCGCCCUCGCAACUUAUGCGGUCCCGGCCCGACCUCACCAUAGUGGCCGCGCGGAGGCCCGACACGAAACGCGAGGACAACGGUACGUGAUCCCCGCAAUAACACUCACCGACGAGCGUAUGAAUUCAAAAUGGCGGAUUUUGUCCGCUAAAUGGUGUACUAUACAAAAUGGCGGACCUGAUUGCGAAAUGGCGGACCUCAAAUCAGUUGUGACAUUCAUCCGCCAUUUGGCAAUGUAGCUCGGAUAAAAUCUACAUUGUUGAAUUCCUUUGUCUUAGACCAUUUAUCAUUUAUUAUAAAAUAUUGUCUGAUCGAGUCAGUUAUUUAUACAAAGUGUAUAAAUAUAUAUAUAUAUAUAUAUA